This is a messenger RNA of Cajanus cajan (pigeon pea), 1200 nucleotides long. RefSeq lists its product as uncharacterized. The record is from RefSeq and is a predicted model, not a curated record. NCBI's taxonomy places the organism in Eukaryota, Viridiplantae, Streptophyta, Magnoliopsida, Fabales, Fabaceae.
AUGCUGGCCGGAGCAUACCGGCAUCCCUUCACACCAAACAUCAUGCAAUCCGCACUUCUUGAUAAUUGGAAGUCCCUGCCACUUGAUAAAUACGAUGGUACCACCAACCCAGAUGAACACGUGAAUGUGUUUUUAACGCAGGUUACUCUGAUUACCACUAACGACACUGCCUUGUGCCGAAUCUUCCCAACAUCAUUAAAAGGGCGAGCGCUGAGCUGGUUUACUCGGCUUCCUGCUAAUUCGAUCGACACAUUCAUCAUGUUAGCCUCCCAAUUCACCAUCCAAUUUGCUACAAGCCGACCACACCAGCUGACCUCCUUGGCACUAGUUAGCAUCCGUCAGGAAAAGAAGGAAUCCCUUCGGGCUUUCAUGAGCCGAUUCAAUAAAGCGGCGUUGGAAAUCCGAGACCUUAACCCGGCUGUCGCCCUACACCACCUGACCACUGCCUUAAAGCCAGGUCCCUUUGCCAACAACAUCUGUAAGAAGCCACCAACCAACAUGGAUGACCUCCGGCGACGAGCUGAUAAAUACAUGCAGAUGGAGGAAUUAGCUGAGUUCCGCAACCAAGCUAGAGCAGAAGUAACAACCAAGCUCGAAAAGUCUGUUGAAAACAAUUUUCGGAGCCGUCCGAAAGAACUCGCACCCUGGGAAAGACCCCCUCGGGGCCUGAAGUAUUCCCAAUAUACACCACUCAACACUAGCCGGUCAGCAAUACUGGAGCAAGCACUUGCUUCAGAAGUACUGGCCGUUCCAAAACGAGCGUCGACCCCUCCCCGGGCCGAUACGACCAAAUAUUGUCGGUAUCACCGCAAUCACGGAUAUUCAAUUGACGAAUGUUCGGCCUUGAAGGAUAAAAUUGAAGAUUUAAUCAAGCAGGGACAAUUGCAAGGCUUCGUGGAUCGUCCGAACCGUCCGAGGAACACUGACCGGUCGCGACGACAUGAUCAACCCGAACAACGGAGGACAGAAGCACGUUCAUAUAGAGAACGCAGUCGGUCAAGAGAUCGAAGAGAGGAAGAGCCUUCGGCACAACCUCGGCGAGUCAUCAACACGAUAACAGGAGGAUUUGCUGGCGGAGGCUCAUCCUCAUCAGCCCAACGCAGACCCUUGCGCGCUGUUCGGACGAUAGCAGGAGGAUUCCCUACCCACUAUCACUUUCACCAAGGACGACUUCAAAGGCAUCGAUCCGGACCAGGAUGA